GACACUGGGAUGGCCGGGAAGGUGGCGCUGCUCCUGUGGGCCCAGACCCUCGGCCUCGCUGGUGCCCAGAGCACCCAGCUCCUGGUGGAGCCCCCCUGGACGCCGGCGGUGCUGUGGGACCGGGUGACACUGACCUGCCAGGGCUCGGGGACCGCCGCUGCCACCACCUGGUACAAGGACGGCCGGCGCUGGUGGAAGGAGCGACGACACAGCUUCACUGUCACCGAGAGUGGCACCUACAAGUGUCACAGACCCGGGACCAGGAUCAGCUCCCCCAUGAUGGUGUCAAAUGAGCCGCUGGUGCUCCAAGCGCCAGCACGGGCACUGCUGGAGAGGGACACGGUGACACUGCGCUGCCGGGGCCGGCAGGACAGCUCUGUCACCAAGGUGGGAUUUUACAAGGACGAGCGGGAUCUAGGGGAGUCCCUCGGGGGCACCGAGCUGUCCCUGUCUCCUCUGCAGCUGCACAAAAGCGGCCACUACCGCUGCGGGGGCUGGGUGGCCUCAGGAAUGUCACUGUCAGCACCGGUGACAGUGACAGUACACGAGCUCUUCACGGUGCCGGUGCUGGAGGGUCCCCCCGAGCUCACCGAGGGUUCCCCCCUCAAUCUCAGCUGCCUCAGCACCCCCAGCCCCCUGCGGCCCCCAGCCCCCCUCCUGUACCGCUUCUACCGGGACGGGCAGUCGGUGGGGGGACCGCAGGGGUCCCCGCAGCUCCUGGUGCCCGCCGUGGGGGUCUCCCACUCGGGGAAUUACAGCUGCGAGGUGCGCUCUGAGGAGGGGGCCGUGCGGAAGAGCAGCGCCCGGCUCGGCGUCACGGUGCGCAGUGAGUGCGGGAUGGGCACGGGGAGCCCCCACAGCUCUCCCAGGUCUCCCAUCCCUGUUCAACCCUCUGCGUGCUGCCCUGCUUUCCCAGCUCUCUCCCUGGGUCCCUGCAUCGCCUCUCCUGGUGCCUGCAUCCCUCAUCAGGUCCCCUCAGCCCCUUCCUGAGUGCAACUGUGUCUAUCUGAGGUUCCUGCAUUGUCAAUAGGUCACCAUCCCUGUCAGGGCACUCAAAAUCUUCCCUUCAAUCCUUUCCUGGUGUCCCCUCUCUGAAUAUCCUAUCUGUCCCUGAGGUCACUUCCACCCCGUUCCAAGCCUCCCCACCGUCUUCUUCCUCACUGGGAUCCCGACACCCCUCUUAGAUC
Oenanthe melanoleuca is the source of this 1187-nucleotide messenger RNA. RefSeq names its product Fc receptor-like protein 4. Gene Ontology annotation, molecular function: transmembrane signaling receptor activity. NCBI's taxonomy places the organism in Eukaryota, Metazoa, Chordata, Aves, Passeriformes, Muscicapidae. Gene Ontology annotation, biological process: cell surface receptor signaling pathway. The record is from RefSeq and is a predicted model, not a curated record.